AUGAGCUCGGCGAGGAAGAACAUUACGUCAACGAAGAGAAGGAGCGAUAUCCUCGCAGUCCGCGAGAUGGCGACCCUACGCAUGAAUGCGAUGAAGAGUACUGGCCUUGCGAGGGGACCAGUCUCCAAUCUCUUGUCGCGUUCGCCGGCUAUUGCUGCCUCUAUGCCGACCGCCCAGGCGCCUGCGCCAGUGGUGCAGCCCAGUUAUGAGGCCAUCCCGCCAUCAAUGUCCAAAAUCAUCGAUAUUGAGGCAGAGAUUCCGAUUACCGCCGUGCAGCUCGAUGCUUUGGUUGUCUCAAAAAUUAUCAAACAUGGUUCUGAGGCGCAUGGCUCGACGCCUGCCCUUGGUUUACUCAUCGGCAUCGAUUUCGACGGCACUCUCGAGAUUUCCAAUUCAUUCCCGCUUCCUCAUGUUAGCGAUGAAGAUGAAAAGGCAAACAAGUCUCUAGCUCGGUAUCAGUCAUCUAUGCUACGUUCCCUCAAAGAAGUCCAGGCAGACGACUCCAUCGUUGGCUUCUACCAAUCAAACACAUUGGGUGCAUUUUUCAAACAGUCGCUUCUUGAGCUGCAGGCAAUCCAUCAGGAAAAGUUGAGGCAUGGUGGAAUUGUUGUCGUGCACGAUGUUAUGCAGGCGUCUCAAGGAAACCCUGCCUUCCACGCGUUCAGGUUGACUAAAACGUUUUUACAUGCCUUCCGCACGGGAAGGUUCAAUACUCAGAGCCUUGUUGAACACAACCUCACAUUCUCUUCUAUCGUCGAAGAGAUUCCGCUCCGAAUACGCACGAAUCCUCUCGCUGACGCAUUCCUGAGCACAUUAACCACGCCUACUUCGACUUCAUCGGCCCUCCCACUCUCGUCUUCUACACCUCGCGCAUCCGCGGCCGUCCCACCGUCCUUCUCCGCGCUAGAUCUCGAUGCACGUUCGCUCACCUCGAAUCUUUCAUCCGUGCUUGACGCUCUAGACGACUACAAGACCGAAGAAGGCAACCUCGCGUACCUCCAACGGCAGAUCGCACGUGAGAAGCUAAAAGCAGAAGCACACAUCCAAAAACGCCGCGAAGAGAACGCGCUGCGCGUGAGCCAGGGUCUUGCGCCGCUCCCCGAAGACGACGUCAGCCGGUUGUUCAAGAUUCCUCCUGAUCCUAGUCGUCUUGAGAGCACACUUCUACUCGGCCAGAUUGAUGCUUAUUCGAAGAGCCUUGCUCAGGGUGCGAGCGUCAACCUGGUGAAAAUGUAUUCCGCGAAUGGAGGUAACAGCACAUAGAUGUUUUGAUGUAGAUGUAAGUGUACCUGAUUUAGGAGUAUUUGAUCGUUGUAUUCUUGCAAGCGCAUUGCUUUGCAUCUGCAUCAGCGUGAAAACUGUGCGCUGUGGCGCUAUUACAGUAGAACGAAGCCGACUCGCAUAUGCUUCCGUUCCCAUGACAAUCCUUCCGGAACGUCUUUGCACUCGAGUGAAAAACUCAACUGGC
Molecule: messenger RNA, 1468 nt
Organism: Fomitiporia mediterranea MF3/22
Lineage: Eukaryota; Fungi; Basidiomycota; Agaricomycetes; Hymenochaetales; Hymenochaetaceae
Product: translation initiation factor 3 subunit 3
Exons: 5
Coding region: 1-1263 (420 amino acids)
Cellular component (GO): eukaryotic 43S preinitiation complex; eukaryotic translation initiation factor 3 complex; cytosol
Molecular function (GO): metallopeptidase activity; translation initiation factor activity; protein binding
Source: RefSeq, a predicted model, not a curated record